Molecule: messenger RNA, 4101 nt
Organism: Neurospora tetraspora
Lineage: Eukaryota; Fungi; Ascomycota; Sordariomycetes; Sordariales; Sordariaceae
Exons: 1
Coding region: 354-3770 (1138 amino acids)
Molecular function (GO): protein binding; mRNA binding
Source: RefSeq, a predicted model, not a curated record
GGGUGCUGCGACAGCCAAAGUCUUGUCUUGUCUGUAUUUGCUGUUAGUCCCGCGAAUUGCGACCGAGCAACCCGACAGCGUUGUUUUCUCUUACCCCGAUCCGGAAGCUAUCCUAAGUCUCAUACGACCUAGCUUUCUGGAGCUAUUGUCUCCCUCACAAACGCCCCCAGACUCUGUUCCGGAACACCCAGGGUCGACUACUUGGCUCUCCCAGUUCGACAUCAUAACGGAAGACAAGCCGAGACGAGCGAGAAACAAACAAACGAGAGCGGAACAUGCCCGAGAGAGACGACCAACACCCACGACUAAUCCAUUAACUACGCCAGCUGGCUGGGCCUCCGAAUUCCAACGCGAUGCUGGAGAGGACGGCGGCGAGCCUCGAAACAUGCAGCCUCCAGAGAGUUCUCCCCGUCGCCAGAACCUCGUUGAAGAGCCAGCGACAACUACACACAGCCUUCUGGCAACAUGGCGCCUCCGAACUUGAACUCCUCGAUGCCUACCAGGCCCUCCUGCGAGACUCGACACUGGCACCGACACCGACGCAGACCCCGAGUAGUUCGCAGACGAUGAGGCUAGAAAGCAAGAUAGAGCCCAUGAAGGCGUCCAUGUUCUUGCUCGACUUCUUAUACCCAAGUGGAACGGCCGCCCUCCUCCGAAAAAUUCUCCCCAUUCGACUCCCAUCUCUCGAACCGGCGCACAAGACUCGCAGGAAUGCGACACGAUUAUACAGUUCUGCCAUCAAUAACAGCUCCGGUGCUGCGCAAAAACCGCAAAACGAACCGCUAGAGGACGACUCGUUCAUGAACGCCGACCUUUUCGAACAGUACUGGAAUGAGCAGGAGAGUGGCGUGAUACAAGACAGAAGGCCCCAAAAGGUUUCCAGAAAAUCUGGCCCUCGGGCACUGCGGGAGCUUCUCGAGCCGUCAGAGUUCGGUCCCAUGCACGAGCAGAUAUGGACGGCUUACAACAAGCUAGAGCCCAACGAGCAGGAGGGUUUCAAGGGCGAGGUCAUGGCCAACUUUUCGCAGUCCGGUCGGUCGGUUGAUGCUUGGAGGAUCCGCGAGCUGUUCGCCACGGUGCCUGUCGAGCGGUGGACGGAACCCAUAAUCAAAGCCGCUAUCAAGGCUGAAUUUGUCUUGGACGACGUGGACAAUGCGAAGAUACUAUUUGCCGAUGCCCUCAAGAAGAGAGGUCUUCAUCAAGGACUUGAUGAUGUCAUGGCACACGCAUUCAACACCUCUUCGUGGCAGCUGGCCUUGGACAUUUGGAAGUUGUUUACCAGCUUCAAGGACUCUGAAAAGCUUACUGUCGAGUUCAAAACACUGGCUUCCGUGCCCGGCUUUCGGGAUAAGCUGGCCGAGUUUGUCGAGUUUGUUGCGCCAAAAGCGCCGGCCAAAAAGGCCAGCAAGCCCGCCAAGACCAAGUCGGCCAAAACAAAGUCUCUGGCCGAUACAGAGUCCACGCCCAACCCUGUACUAGCAGUCGAUACGGAGAUCGCAGAUUUCGUCAGAGUUCUUGCCACCAAGUCACUACGCUUAUUCUCGCCCACAGACGCAGUUGUCCUUCUUCGCCAUGCUGCGGAUUCAUCAGCGUACGAGGCUUUCAUCAAGCUGGCUAUCGAACAGGGCAAGACCAGAGCUGCGGCGGAGGCUUACAAGAAGUACCGUCAACUACCCAAGGCCGAGGUUCGCAUUUGGGUGUUGCGCGCCAUGCUCGACAUCUUUUAUCCUACCGACGCUGGCGGCAUGGAGCUCGUCUUGAAGGAUUGGUACAGCCGCUACGACGCUCUUGAGAAGCGAGUUUACCAAAAGUUCCUGGCAUUCUAUGCUGGCCGUGGUGAUACAAAGUCGGUAACACGUCUGGCCAACGAGUACCGUAAGCAUCUCCCAGCAGAAGCCGCGCGAGAUAUGUCGCUCAUCUCGAGUCUGAUGCACGUGCACGCGCGCAACGGUAACCCUGAAGCGGCUCGCAAGGUGCUAGAAAACUGUUUGGAGCAGGCGGGCAUGGGUAAACCAAAGACUGUUCAUUGGAACAUCUUGCUCAAUGCCUACGCAAAAGCAUCCGAUUACAGUGGCUGUCUCGAGGCCUUUGAGCGUUUGGAUGAGGUUGGAAAGCCGGACUCAUAUUCUUAUGGAACUGUCAUGGGUAUGGCCGCCGUGCGUGGUGAUCUCUCAUUUGCCUUGGUGCUUUUCAACGCCGCAAAGGCUGACGGCAUCAAGCCUGAUGUGGGAAUGGUGGACAGCUUGAUUGAAGCUUACUGCCAGAAUGACCGAUUCCGUGAGGCCGAGGUCAUUGUGAAGCAGACGGUGAAGAAGGGCACACUUCCCGGCAAGUACACCGUUCUCUUCAACACCCUUCUCAAUCAUCAUGCCAGGAGGCGAGACCUCAAGGGGUUGUACAACCUCGUGGAAUACAUGCAUGAGAACAAGAUUCCCAGCGACAAUGAGACCUAUAGCCAUCUCUUGUACGGCUUGAUGUACUGCAGACAGUCGCAUCACGCUCUGAACCUUUUGCGGGCUUCCGAGAAGGAUAACCUUUUCAAGCCCGCGCCCGAACACUACGUUCUCCUUAUGGCCUCCUUCAUUCACAGUCGUGAACCACACAUGGCCCUCAAACUCAACGAGAUUUUGUCCAAGCGCCAAGAACCCGAGAUGGCCGAGCGGACCACUCGAGUCAUUGACGCCUUGGGUAGAUGGCAACAGCUCCCCGGUCACCAGAGGUGGCAGAAGGAUCAAAAGUACUACAUUACAAAGGCCAUCAACCUGUUCAAACAGACCCUGAAGAAGACUGGAAAGGGCCAGCAUGAGGCUCCUCGCCCCGUGGUCAACCAGUUUGCCCACAUCUUGUUCAUCUUGACACAGAUCCGGGAUUUCGGCACACUUGAAGAGAUCAUGGAGUUGUACACCACCCAGUUCCCGUCUGCAAAGGAGCCUAGCAACCUGCCAAUCCGUCUGCUCAACAACAUGAUGCUUGCCGACUACCAUGAGCGCAAGUUUGACCGGGUCAGAGAGAUUUGGAACCACAUUCUCAGGAAGACGACAUUACAAGCCUUCGGUGAAGUCGCCGAGGAGCCACGGGAGACCGGUGCUGAGGGCGCGGAAACACCAGCUCAGCAUCUUGUUGGUCCCUACAAGUGGAUCCUGUGCGAUCCCAUCAAGACGAUGCAGCGCGUCUUCUACGACGAGAACGACGCCGACGGGCUCAUUGAGUUCGUCAAGGACGUCCGCAACCGCGGCUUCGAGCUCGACAGCAAGAACUGGAACUACUACGUCCAAUCGCUUGCCCGCAUGAACCGCUACCGCGAGGCCUUCGGCGAGUGCGAGGCGCGUCUCAUGCCCAACUGGACGGGCUGGUAUCGGGUCCGCGCGCGGUCCGCCGUGAAGAACCAGCUGCCGCUCGAGCUCCGUCGUCUCGGCUCGUUCCCGCAGCGCCCGAGACCCAUCUCGCACACCUUGAUCAUCAUGGCCAAGAAGUACAUGGACUUGGAGAACUUGGCCAACUGGCAGAGGGAGGCAGCCAAGCAGCUGGAGUGGGUGAAUGCGGAGUGCCCGCUCACCAUUAAGGCUGUCAAGACCAUGAUCAGGGCGGACUCGGAGUUGGAGAAGAGCGUCUUCAACGAGACCGAGGACGUGCUGACGGAGGAAGGAGGGUACGCUGAGAGAGAUGAUAGGGAGGAAAAUUGGUCAGAGAUGACGGAGGAGGAGAUGAGGGAAACGGCGAAGAGGGAGCAGGCGUUUGCGAAGCAGCUCACGUCGAAACGUGUUGUAUAAACAGACAUAUACCUUGUACAAAUAUCUUUGAAGAAAGUUGAGCAUGGGAUGGAGUAUAGAUAUCACGGGCUUGAAAGAUUUCUUUUUGCAUAGUUACUUGGCCUGCAUGGUUAUCUUGUUGUUUGGGAUAUGGCUGGUGAACUACAUAGACUAUUAUUGGCUCUGGUAGAAAAUGGGAUGGACAGGAAAAGUGUCGGGCGUGAAAAGGUCAUUGGCAUGGCCGGAGUUAGACGUUAUAUCGAGGUAGAGGCACUGGGUGAAGUAUUUGGAAGGUUCUUGUCUUUUGAAUAGACAAGAUAGAACAUGGCGAACAAGUAAAGCAAAGUGAACG